This is a messenger RNA of Prorocentrum cordatum, 978 nucleotides long. The record is from the annotation of a GenBank genome assembly. Lineage: Eukaryota; Dinophyceae; Prorocentrales; Prorocentraceae.
AUGGGGAGCUGUGGACGAACGUCCGCCAGCACUUCUGGCAGCAGGGCUUCCGCGAGAGGGACGUCGACCAGGUCACGGCCACGGGCGCCGAGGUCAACGUGGCGCGCAGCGGCGCCGCGCGGAAGGCCCUGGCGGCCUUCGGGCGCCAGCACGAUGCCCACGCGGCGGCCCGGUCAGCGAGACGCCAGGCUUCGUCCUCCCCGGAGGUGGAAGACCUCGAGCCCGACGAGAUCCGCAGGGCGACCCACGGCGAGGAGGAGGAGGAGGAGGGGCCUCUCGAGGUACUGCAAGGUGCUGAGCGGCUGCUCCAUGCGCCUCCAGGUGGCGAUCUCUCGCCUGCUGCGGCCGGUGGAGUACAGCCAGGGCGAGGGCAGCCGCGAGGUGUGCCGGGCCGGCGACGAUCGCAAUCGCCGCCUCAUGAUCGUCGCCAGCGGCGUGGCCGAGGCCGUGCUCGUCAACCCGGACGGCAGCGAGGUCUUCGUGGGCUACUUCGGGCAGGGCAGCCUCCUGGCGGGGCUGUCUGCGGUGGGGCUGCUGUCGCGGUACCUGAUGACCGUGAGGGUCGCGGUCCCGAAGGAGGGGCGCCCGCAGAACGAGGCCGCCGUGCGUGCGGGGGCGGGCAGCCGCAACCUUGCGGUGUACGAGUGCCCAGAGAGCGAGCUGGCGAGCCUCGACUUCAGCCUCCAUGACGAGAUGCAGGUCCUCCGGCGGAGGGUCAUCGCGGACACUCGCCGUAUGGUGAUGCCGUGCCUGCUGGAGACCAUGCAGACUGGAGGAUUCUUCAUGCGGUACAGCCACGAGCUGGUCAAGCGAAUCGCAACCGACAUGGAGUUCCGCAUCUUCAAGCCUGGGGAGCUGAUCUUCAAGGAGAACAACCGCGCCAGCAAGAUGGCAAUCCUUUUCUCUGGGGAGGUCGACAUCAUGAAGAACGGCGCACCCGUGGCCACCAUCGGGACUUGCGGGCACUUCUUCGGCGAG